This is a messenger RNA of Amoebophrya sp. A25, 3334 nucleotides long. Lineage: Eukaryota; Dinophyceae; Syndiniales; Amoebophryaceae. The record is from the annotation of a GenBank genome assembly.
GACGCUCAAAGCACUAAAUAAAACAGCCGGUUAGGCUUAUAUCCCACGCAGCAAGAUAUUAGAGAGAAAGAGUCUCACAGGUGAAGCCAUAUCAUAACUUCGUGUUGUGAAGGGUAAAAAAAUGAAUGAGCGAAAACAUUAUUAUCAGCUAGAAUAAGAAUAACAGUGCUGUAUUGACUUCAACUGGGGCUUGUGAACACCGCGAGAAAAAGCACACUCGCAUGAAGUUCUAAGUACUAGAUUUGGUAGACGAACAACAUCUAAAAUUAACAAGUAGUAGCGCUAGAGGUUUAAUAUCGACAAGUUCAUGUCGGUGCCUUAUUUUUCGUCCAGAGCUAGGCUCGCAGUAACACGACUGAGCACAGCCCAACCUUCAUCGCGAGGAUUCCGCAAGAGCCUCUCAGCUUUCUCCUGUGCGGUGCUUGCUACCAACACAUUCACUUCGCUCGUUUCAGGCAAGCGUGCUGCUUCCAAAAGCAUGGCGUGGUUUGCAACGACAAUUGACAACACGGAAGGUGCGGAUCGUAUCAAGAAUGCGGUUCGAAAACUUUCCGGUUCGGGAGAGGCCAAAACCAUCGAUGUGCACAUUCGACAUGUGUAUUCCUAUUUUUGGUGGGACGGAAAGCUCGACGAGGCAGCGGAGCAACGACUAGAAGUUUCAGUGGAUGAAAAGAUUAAGGCUCGAAAAACCACCAGCACCAAUGUCUCUCGUAAGUUGACUUCUGGAGGAGCUGUGAAGAAGCGAUGAUUGUCAAGGCAACAUUCCUCUACUGGCUUCUAACUUGGUAGACGAAAAGUUUUAGGAUGUAGUCGUGUGUUGUAAAGCGAGCUAUUAUGAUCUUUCGUGUUCAUCAGUCAUCACCACAACCACUAGUCACUCGACGUAGACAUCAUCUGCUCUAAGAGCAACAGUGAAGGCACAGCGCCUCUUGUUGAGCAGACGAUUGUGCGUGAACAUUCAGACGACGUGCCGAUGCUGCUUUCUAAGCGUGGAUGGAACGAAAUGCCGAGUUUUCCUUGUUACCAGCUCACUUUCCGAAAAAGUCUAGAUGACAAGGAAAGUGCGGACGAAGCAGUGCGACAACUCGACUUGCAAAAAGCCGGCCGUGAAGUAGUGUCUCGGAGACAAGCAGGGUGCGCUCAAUUCGAGCGGGAAAGACAGACGCUUUUUGUGAAAACCACAGCACAGCGCAAGGAAGAAGCCAAAAAGUUAAGGCCACAUUUUUGGAUGAUGGAACAAGAACAAAUAUCCAAGAAACUUUUAUUUUGAGUGUAACAACUAUUUUUUGUUUCACCCGCCAUCAACAUGCACAAAAUAGUAGCGCUUGGUACAACGUACAUCUACAAGCUUUUUUCGUCUUUCCUUACACACAAGUGCAAGAUUUGACAUAUUACAGGUGAAGAUGUAGGAGGGAGACGACUAGAUGAGGGGCUUCUUCUUCCUCUUCUUCUAACAAACACCAUCGCAGACAUGCCCGGAGGCACCAAACUCCACGUGGAGGAGACUCUCGUAAACGCCAACGAAGACUAUUGGAAGUGGCUAGAAGAGCAAACAGAAUCAGGGUCUUUCUCUGUGAGCGGUGCCGAUUCUAAAGAGAAGAAAGACGAUGAGAGCGUGGAAAAUUCGAAAGAGGAAACUACCAGAGAGCUUUAAGGUGCGAGCGAAUUUUGCAAAGGGGGUCGUUAGCGGUACGCAAGGAGUCAAUACCGAAGCGCAAGCUUCUAUCGAAAUGGAAGAUAGCGAAAGCGAAACAAAUCUGCCCGAAAGAUACGGGCUUUUGGAUUGGGGUUUCUCCAGACAAAAGCUGUGCCCCUAGCUCUCCUACUAUGCCGUGUAGUUCUCCUCGAUGAUUCCGCAACCGCACGAUCUUCAAACUAUGAUCAGAAAGAUCAAGAUGUUGCUGUUGGCCAUCCACUUCCCACGUUGGAGGUGAUUUCGACGUCAACUAAAGCUAUCGAGAAAGGAAUGACUCACGAGCCCAUCCCCCUUUAUAGUAGACCUCCAAUUCUUUGUGACACGUACCAAGAUCAUCACGUUAAUACUGCUGCCUCGUUGGUUUACAACUUCAGAGAUCGACGUGCAUAAGUCAAAUAGAAUUAUGUUCGAUUCACGAUUAUCUGAGUAGCAGGAGGCCUGAAGACCACGCACUAAGUAAGUACGUAUGUAGUGUGGACCAGCCUUGUUGCCCGAAUAUUAAGAUUAAGGGCCGACAAGUUCGUCUCGCUGAGUGCGCGUGUUGUAAAAAUACAUGCCCAGAAAGCGGGCCCGUCAAGGGCCCGCUGCGCCGGGCAUAGGUUAGCAACUAGACAGAUAAGACUAGUACCAGUACGACGCAAGCCCCUAAGUCACCAGACCAAGCUAGCGACGCACGGCUGGUUCAGAGUGGACUAUCGUGGACGCCCCUCAUGGCUAAGCAAGCGGGGUCAGCUGUCGCUGUCUUGUGGCUAAGAUAGCAAGGCUAAGCUAGCGAGCUAGCCAACAUGAGGGUAAAAAGAGGCUGGCUCUGGCUGCCGGGCUAAGCUAACAGGGUGGCCUGCCAUGCAUGGCCAAGCUAGCUAGCAAGCUGGCCAUGGUUAAGAAAGCAGCUACUGAGCUAGGUCUCGCAAGGGAAGCAGCUACCGAGCUAGCUAUGGCUACGCAGCUAGUAGUAAGCUAGCUAUGACCAAGCAGCUAGCAAGCUAGCCACCAUGGCCACGUAGCUAAGUAGCUUGCUCGAGCAGCUACCUAGUAAGCUCGCUAGCUAUGGCGCAGAAGCUAGCAGGCUAGCUAUGCCUAAGCAGCCAGCAAGCUAGCUAUGGCUAAGCAGCUAGCUACAUGCCAUAUCUAUGGCCAAGCAGUUGCCUUAGCCUUGCUAGCUAGCUAUGUAUAGCUAAGCAGAUAGCAGGCUAGCUAUGGCUAAGCAGCUAGCUACAUGCCAUAUCUAUGGCCAAGCAGUUGCCUUAGCCUUGCUAGCUAGCUAUGUAUAGCUAAGCAGAUAGCAGGCUAGCUAUGGCUAAGCAGCUAGCGGGCUAGCUACGGCUAACCUAGCCAGGUAGCUACGGGGAAGGGGUAAGCAAGCAAGCUGGCCGUGGCUAAGCUAGCAAGCUAAGGCCCCCAUGAAGUGGCGGCGGCCCUUAAGGGAGGGCUUAUUAUUAGCCUAAGUCUAUUACUAUUACAGUUACUCCUUAAGGAGCCUCCUUGAGGACCAUCUACUUCGUGUCUUAAGGAAAACUUAUAUAGAAGUGACUUUUUAUAAUAGAAACCCCUUGAAAAGGAAUCCCAUUUCCUUAAAGAAGCCCCUUAAAUCUAAAGGAGGCUCUUCAGAAUUUUAGGCCCAUUGCUAACGCUAUAAAU